AUGUCUGGCCGCGGCAAAGGAGGAAAAGUCAAGGGAAAGGCAAAGUCCCGAUCAUCUCGUGCCGGACUUCAGUUCCCAGUUGGUCGUAUCCAUCGUCUGCUUCGCAAGGGCAACUACGCAGAACGUGUCGGAGCUGGAGCUCCCGUCUAUCUGGCCGCUGUCAUGGAAUAUCUGGCAGCUGAAGUGCUGGAAUUGGCAGGAAACGCCGCUCGUGACAACAAGAAGACCCGUAUCAUCCCGCGUCAUCUUCAGCUGGCCAUCCGCAAUGACGAGGAGUUGAACAAACUGCUCUCGGGCGUCACCAUCGCUCAGGGAGGUGUUUUGCCCAACAUCCAAGCCGUUCUGCUGCCCAAGAAGACCGAAAAGAAGGCUUAA
Uranotaenia lowii is the source of this 375-nucleotide messenger RNA. Its product is annotated as histone H2A. Lineage: Eukaryota; Metazoa; Arthropoda; Insecta; Diptera; Culicidae. Gene Ontology annotation, molecular function: protein heterodimerization activity; DNA binding; structural constituent of chromatin. The transcript has a single exon. Gene Ontology annotation, cellular component: nucleosome. The coding region runs from base 1 to 375 and encodes 124 amino acids. The record is from RefSeq and is a predicted model, not a curated record.